Molecule: messenger RNA, 420 nt
Organism: Penicillium mononematosum
Lineage: Eukaryota; Fungi; Ascomycota; Eurotiomycetes; Eurotiales; Aspergillaceae
Product: RidA family protein
Exons: 1
Coding region: 1-420 (139 amino acids)
Cellular component (GO): cytosol; mitochondrion
Molecular function (GO): deaminase activity
Source: RefSeq, a predicted model, not a curated record
AUGCCCCCGAGGGUGCCACCAGAUUCCCACAGGCUCGCCUUGCACCCCCUUUCCAACCACCGCACCAUUUACAUCUCCGGCACGGCAUGCUGCCAGCCCGAUGGCACCUGGCCCGGCGUCACUGAAAACCCAGACGGAACAUGCACGACCGACAUUCGCAAGCAAACGGCGGCGGUCCUCGAGAACGUCGACAACAUAAUCAAGGGCGCGACAGAUGGCAAGGGCGGCAUCCACAACGUGAUUGACGCUGUCGUAUACAUCCUAGACAUGAAAAGCCAAUACUCUGGCAUGAACGAGGAGUGGAACAAGGUCUUUAAGUCCCGAGAUAGUGCACCGGCUAGGGCCACUAUUGGCGUGAGGGAGCUCCCUGACCCCCGAAUGAUUGUCGAGGUUAAGGCUGUUGCAGUCGUCAAUAUCUAG